AUGUGAAUUGAAAAUUUAAAUGUGUUGCAAAUUAAAUUCAAGUGCUGCUGCUGGCACGACGAAUGACAACGACAAAAGCAAAUUGCAGAUCGCAAUAAAUUAAAACAAUAAAAGGCAUCGCGAGAAGAAACAAAAAACGAAGGAGAAGAAUCGAACGUGCGCUGAGGAGAAGGAGACUGACAAAAUCUACAUAAAUGUGGUCGCGAUCGCUGUGGUUGUUGUGCGCGAAAAGUUCUCGAUGCCAAAAAAUCAAGUGAUCAAAAAAACAAGACUGUAAAUCGAACAACAGAACAGAAAUACAGAAACAGAAACGGAAAAGACACACGAAAGGAAACAGAAACUGAAACAGAAACAGGAACAUCAAACGUAACAUUAAAAGAUGGUUGGCAAAGUCUUGGGACUGAAAGACUUGGAGCAGUUUAGCAGUCGUCGGAGCAGCGUCUACGUCGAUCCCGAGUGCGACAAAUUCUUCGAGUUGCCGCUCUUCAUAGCUGCCAGCUCGAAUGAUAUCACAACCAAAUGCCAGUGCUGGCAGCUCAGUCCAGGCAAAGAGCCGGCGCUGCGCUCCUACACGGAAAUCCAACAGCUGCUGCAGCAGGGCAAGAAGCGUGACGUUAAGAACAUACUCAGAGAGAACUCCUGGCCCAUCAACUCUCCCAUACGUGCCCAGCUAUGGCCCAUGCUGUGUGGCCAGCAUCUGACCAAGCAGCAAAUGCUCGAUGGGUUCUACUGGGAGAUGGUGCAUCAGGUCUUUGGCACCACCGAGCUGUCGGAGAAGCCGAUUAUGCUGCCCGCCUUUGUGGAUGCCACACACUGUUUGCCGUACCAUUUGACCAGCACGGGACGUGCCGUUGCCGAUCGCAUUGUGAAUGUCUUGGGCUAUGAUUGCCCCGAUAUUACCUACAGUCCAGUAUUGUAUCCCAUUACAUCGAUACUUUUGCAUUUCAUGUCGGAGGAGGAAGCUUACAUGUGCCUCGCCGGUUUGGUGGGCAGCAAGGAGAAGGUAUUCAUCAAUCAAACCAAACUACAGCAUGAGGUCACCUGGAAGACGGUGAUGCAGAUAGCCAAAAAGCACACGAAAAGUGCAAUUUCGUAUUUCCAACGUAUUUGUCCGGGCCUGAAGCUGGAGCGCGUAUUCAUGGACUGGUGCUGGUGGAUAUUAGCCGGUCUACCCUUCCAGCAUCUGGUGCGGAUUAUGGACUGUUAUUUCCACGAGGGCAUCAAGGUGCUGUACCGCGUGGCCCUCGUUGUGCUCAAUCUGUUCCACAAGGAGUGCCAGUCGAACAACGAAUGGAGUCCGGAUAAUAUUAAAAACGACAUUGGCAAUGCCCUGAUUAAAUUCUGCAAGAAAAUACCAGUGUCACCGGCGAAGCUGCUCCAUGCCGCGUUUAGUAUUAGGGGACUGAGUACCCAGUAUAUUUCUAGAAUAUUUAUCAAGACUGAAAUGCUACUAAAAAGCCGUUCCGUGCUCAAUAGCGGUUCGAAGCAAUUAAUCAAAUCGCGUUCAAGUGAUAAUCUGCCCACUAGUCAGUCGCAGGUGAACAUUCAAAUGAUGUCGCAUACAUUGACCAUCCGUGAGAAGCUGCACUCCGAGAGCUGUCGCAAUUUGGGCGAAAAGUCGCCCGGCCAUAGAGCCAUCGCAAUGGGCGUCUAUCCCAUACACAAUCUGAAAAGUCAAGUCUGUAAGAACGAAGAUCUGUUCACGUUGUGGUCGUGGCUGCCCGUGCGGAUAACAAUGUACCAACCGGUGCUGCUGUACACCACAGAGGAGCACGGCUGCUCGCUGACCACAUUCUAUGUGCGUGUGGAGCAGCACGAGCCCACGCUGCUCAUGAUCAAAACUUGCAAUAAUGAGGUAUUUGGCGCCUAUUGCUCGUCGCGCUGGUUUGAACGGAAUGUCAAGGAUGACAAGGGCCAGCGACAGGCCUACUUUGGCACCGGCGAAACCUUCCUCUUCUCUUUGUAUCCAGAGCGUGCCAAGUACCCCUGGGUGGGCAUUGAGGGUGACAAGGAUCUGGGACACAGUUCCGAGCUGUUUAUGGCCGCAGAUUCCAAAAUGAUUACCAUCGGUGGAGGUGAGGGCCAGGCCAUCUGGAUGGAUGAGAAUAUACGCUUUGGCAAAACGGAUGGUUGCAAGACCUUCAACAAUCCCCCGCUCUGUCCAUCCGGUGACUUUGAGAUACGCGUACUGGAGGUCUAUGGCUUUGUGGGCAUCUAAAGGAGACUCGGAAUGGGAAGCUCUGUUUCAAUCCAACCAAUAACGCCCGCCGAUGAUCAAGUGCUCAGCCAAAAACCAAAACCCUUUGUGCAACUCCACCACAAAAAACCACUCAAAAACCUAAAGAUUUCACAUACACAUGGCGGAAGAUGCUCCUAAAGAAGGAAGAUGAAACAAAUGUUUAAACAUUUAUAAACAAAAAAAAACUAUUUAUAAAUAGAUGUAACGAAAGUGGCAGCAAGCAGUGCAGCAAGCAGUGCAGCCUUCGUGUUAAUGUUAAAUGUUUCAAAUGAAUGAAGAUACAAAA
Drosophila guanche is the source of this 2525-nucleotide messenger RNA. RefSeq names its product GTPase-activating protein skywalker (gene sky). Bases 380 to 2218 code for a protein of 612 amino acids. The transcript is spliced from 11 exons. The record is from RefSeq and is a predicted model, not a curated record. NCBI's taxonomy places the organism in Eukaryota, Metazoa, Arthropoda, Insecta, Diptera, Drosophilidae.